UCGAGACUGGGAUACCAGGAUUUCCGUCUGGGAGAGAGAGCACUAUGAACAGACAUUUUCCCACCUACGAAUGAGCGGUAACUGUCGGGUGGUUAACGGAAACAUUCACAACUGUCAGUAUUGACUCGAUAUAUUGGAUGAUCAUCUGUUUGCAAGACCUGACUCGACCAGACGAAGCGCCGUAUGAUCGCACGCCAGACAAGAAGAACGAGUUGAUGCGGCAACUAGACAAGGUGCCAUAUCAAGACCAGAAGAACAGGAUCCCCGAUCGCACUUUGGGGACAUGUUCAUGGUUCCUAGACCAUCCCAUCUUCCAAGAGUGGCAGUGGGAUCCUCUAUCGCCGUUGCUCUGGGUCACUGCCGACCCGGGCUGUGGAAAGUCGGUUCUGGCCAAGUUUCUCAUCGAUGACACAUUGAAGAGCUUCCAAUCGAGGAUCGUCUGUUAUUUUUUCUUCGAUGGCAAAUCUAGCGAGCAACAGAGUAUCACGAAUGCCUUAUGCAGUGUGCUGCACCAGCUGUUCCAACAGGAGGAGGACCUUCUUUCCGAUGCGAUCUUGCAAGACUACUUGAGGCACGCCAAUUUCACCAGCUCUGUCACUCAGCUAUGGAAUACACUUAUCACUGCAGCCGAAAGUUUAAUCAACAAGGAGGUCGUGUGUGUGUUUGAUGCCAUCGAUGAAUGUGAACAGCACGGUCGAAAGAGGCUGAUCGAGGAGGUAUGUCGGUUCUUUAACCGCAACGAACGAGGGCCGUUGAAGUUCCUCCUGACCAGUCGUCCAUGGGGCGAGAUUCGACACGAGAUUGAGUCUCAAAUUGGCGAUCAUCUGCCCUCGAUCCAUCUGCAAGGCGAUGCCGACACGGUCGUCCAGAGUAUCUCCGUCGACAUUGCCCAGGUCAUCGGAAAAAGAGUCCGCGGCAUCUCCAAACGACUCCGGUUCAACGAGGAGGAGGAAGAAGCUUUAUUACAUGGGUUUACUAAAGGCAAGCCGCACCGAACGUACCUCUGGACUAAGUUGAUUCUGGACAUGGUGGAAAGAAAUCCCGACAUCACCAAGAGCCAAAUCGAACAAAUGACCUCGGAGCUGCCACAACCUGUGCAAAAGGCAUACGAGAGGAUGUUAUAUGAAAUUCCAGACCCUGACAGGGCUAAUGGCAUCCUCCAUAUCAUCCUCGCAGCUACAAGACCGCUGUCGGUGGACGAAAUGAGGCAUGCGUUGAAUGUUAUCGACGGGCAUCACCAUUCCUCCCACAACUUGGAGCUUAAAACCAAAGCCUGGUUCUGCGAGAGAGUGCGUGAGCUCUGCGGGCUUUUCCUGACAAUCGUCGACGAUCACAUUGAUAUCCUUCAUGAAAGUGGAAGAAUGUUUUUGGAGCAGAGGUUUUCGGUCCAAGACGCCCAUCGUACACUCGCCGAGGCCUGCAUCCGCCAUCUUCUGUUCUUUGAGGAUUCAGAUAUAGAAGCUCCGUUUGUUGAAUAUUCCGUCAGGAACUGGACAAUGCAUGCUCAAAAAGCGGAUUUCGAGGCGGGCCAUGAGAUUAUUCCAUCCAUGUUAAGAUUAUGUGAUCCCAGAGCCAAAUGGCUGUGUUUGCUUCGCUUCCACUCCCACACCAACAUCGCUAUACCUGAGGACGGGAACAGUCUCAUGGUCGCAUCCUGCUUUGGCCUCACUAUGGUUGUUAAUCUUCUGCUCAACCAAAAACCUCCACCCAGUGCUCGAGACAAAACAUACGGCCGUACAGCCCUCUCCUGGGCCGCUGGCAACGGCUUCGACGAGACCAUCCAACUCUUCCUACCGUCCAUGGUUUGUCAUCUGUGGCGACCAUUUUCUACAUUUCCCUCCAUUGAGCUAUCAGAUCACGAAAACCGCACACCAUUGAUGCACGCCGUCUUGAACGACCAUGUGUUGGUUGCGAAGCGACUCCUCGACGCCGGAGCAUCAACAAAUGCAACGGACAAGUAUGGUAUGAGCGCAGCGGAGUACAUUACAUAUUCCACCAGUGAUGAGAUGAGGGGACUCCUCAGCAUCCAGUCAAAGUCAUUCGUCACAAGAAAUACACCAUGGAAGCUCUCAAACAGCGGCAGAAUAUGUCGCGCCUGGUAUACAUCUUUCUCUUCGGCAUUAGUCCAGCAUGUUGGAAUGAUGAAGCUAAGAUCAAGUCCACAUACUCAAGAUCGUCUGCAAACAGCUGCUUGGGCUGUGAGGAAUGGACAUGAUGAUAUUUUCAAUCUCCUCUUGACAAGAUGACAUAAAGCCUAUUGAUCGAGAUUAGCUGUCUGGCGUAUUUCUUGUUUAGAUAGAGUCUGAAAGAUACUCUAGCUAUU
Molecule: messenger RNA, 2323 nt
Organism: Penicilliopsis zonata CBS 506.65
Lineage: Eukaryota; Fungi; Ascomycota; Eurotiomycetes; Eurotiales; Aspergillaceae
Exons: 2
Coding region: 138-2246 (702 amino acids)
Molecular function (GO): protein binding
Source: RefSeq, a predicted model, not a curated record